This is a messenger RNA of Cladocopium goreaui, 1053 nucleotides long. Lineage: Eukaryota; Dinophyceae; Suessiales; Symbiodiniaceae. The record is from the annotation of a GenBank genome assembly.
AUGGCUAACCUGGACGUCAAUUUCGUGGAAAGCUUUAGGCAUCAACUUGGUGAAAGAGAUGGUAUCUUGUCUUAUGAGGAGGCAAUCGUGCAAGUGUCUGGGCAACGGCUGCUCGGACCUCAACAAAAGCCGCUCAAAAGCAACCGGCCGAAGGGUGAUGUGUGCCUGAUCGACUUACCCAUCAGGGACCUACAUUCACAUGGUGGCAAACUUGAACAGUUUGUGGACAUUAUCCAAAAUCAUCCUGUCGAGGGAGAGAUUAGCAUCAAUGCCGACUUCCUUGACAAUCUCUUGUACAAGCAUGCUGUCCAAGCCAAAUACUCAGCUCUUCCCAAACCAUUCUGCUUGAAGGCAGAGCCCAAAGUUCCAUAUAGCAUGCAGUUUGUCAUCGUGCCGUCCUAUCUUCCUCCUGAUGAAGAUCAUGCCUAUGUCGACAUCUUCAAGCACGUUUACCUUCACAAGAACAAGAUCCUCAGCAGUGAAUGCAUCCCCUGUUGUCACGGAAUUCCUGUUCGCUUUGACUGGGGCUCUCAGGUUCGUCUCGGCCUCACAGGUAUGAACUACAUGCUGGAUCGCGUCGGAGGCAUGCAGGUGCGAUUGUGGACAAUUCAGCCCAAGUUCGAAAAGAAGGUGACUUUAGAUCAGACUGCUCGUGAGGCAGGGUAUCAUUUCAUUCGAGACCAUGGUCCGCGCUCCAACAACAGGAAUCAGUUCAUGGAGUGGACCGAUGAGCAGGUUCAUCUUGCCGGUGGCCCCUUGGAAGGAUGGCAUGAAGGAAAGGUCAAGGAAGCUCUGCACAAUUACUAUCGCGGGCGGCAAAAUGCCAAAACUUUAGAGUAUUGGCCCCUGACCUUGAAGAGUUUCAGUGCAUGGUCCGGCCCUGCCGUGAGUAGCGCCUUAGACAACGUGGCGUUGAGCCUAGGGGAUGUCAUCGAUGCAGCCACCCAGGACAUUUCCGAAAUGGCCUCAGACUUCAAAUCCUUCGUCGCUUCAGCUGUGGGCCUCGAGGACGAGAGCGGGGAUGAAGCGGAAGCGGAGCGGCAGAAGGCCUGA